This is a messenger RNA of Vavraia culicis subsp. floridensis, 868 nucleotides long. RefSeq lists its product as uncharacterized. The record is from RefSeq and is a predicted model, not a curated record. The transcript has a single exon. Lineage: Eukaryota; Fungi; Microsporidia; Pleistophoridae. The coding region runs from base 18 to 848 and encodes 276 amino acids.
CCUCAGGCCGACCGGUAAUGUCAUCCUUCAACGCAAACAACUACCACUGGCUCGAAGAGGACAUCUCACCAUUCUGCACCAAACAGCUAAAAGCACUGCUAUCGCGGAAAGGAUACGAUCUUACUGAUCUCGUUCUUACCAUGCACAUCACCGUACGUAUGAACGAGGUGGGCUUUAUCUACGAUAUUUCAUGUAAAAUGGUUCGAGACGGUAUGUGCACGAAUGUAAGGGACUUUGACAAUUAUAGUACGGUUAGUGACGUGGAGGGAACGGGCCGUGAUGAUUUUGUGGAGGCGUUGGAGUGUGUAAAGAAAGAUGCUAUGGUUAGGUAUGGUGGAAUGGUUGCUGGUGGUAAGGUUGAGGUGGAGAUGCCUGCUGCUGAGUUGGUAUUGGAUAGAGCUGGGUGUAUGGAUGGUGGUCGAUCGAACUGUGGUGGUGGCACGGAGGAACGUGCUGACCAACACGAUGAAUGUGCUGAGAGUGUACAGGGACGUACCAUUAGGAUGAACGUUACGGUUACGUGCAAAAAGGAAGACCUCCUCAAUUAUCUGUUUGAUCCUACGUUUUACAGGCAAUACGCACCGAAGAGCAGCAGAAGAUGCGUAAGGAUCAUCGAAAAUGUUUCGUUCACCAAUUUGGAUAGGGAGAAGAUGACGUUUAAUGUGGUGAUGCCCGAUUUGUUGCCGUGUUCGAAGGUGCAACUCGUGUUAGUGGAAGUUGAUAGUGGAACUGAGGUACGUAUGGAACAGAAUGGGGUAGUGAGCGGUAAUGAGGACAGGAUAAAAGCGUUUUGGACUGGAUAUUUCUAUCCAAGGCUUAGCAUGCAUUUCAAUUGUGCUGUUAUUUAAUUAAACGGGAGGUUUGCCGA